AGACCAACUUGUUGCAUGGCGCUAGUAGGCCACCACAGACGCCUUGCCUCGGCUCACUCGUGAGUUGAGGGUGGUGAGGGCAGACCUUGUACAUUUAAAAGGGCCCCUCGUGCCUUCUGUUGUGUACUUACAAGUGUUUACUCGUGCGCACGUGCCCCCCUUGUGUCGGAUAGUCCGGUAACGAUGUCUGCCCUCCUGCCUCGGUCGCGAUCAGAAUGCCUCAUGGUAAAGGUCAAACUGCCGAAAUCCAAUCAAGGCGAGCACAGGGGCAAAGGCGGUGGCGGCUUGUCUGCGAGCAGCCCGGAGCUGAGGUCCAUGCUGGUGAGUGGUAAGAGAGUGAGUGUGUGUGUGCGCGUGUUUACAUCUGUUGGCGUGCUGCACGCGUGGUCUGUGAGUAAACAUGUUUGCUACUAACUUAGCUAGAGUUGAUCCCCCACCCUAUUUACACGUUUGUUUAUUUGAUUCGUUAGAAAGUACCGAGUGCAAAAACCUGUUUGUCACCCACCCAUUUCUUUAAAUUUUUUUUUUAAAAAUUGUGUGUCCAUCAAGUUGAAACGUUGUAACUGCGUCAGAGGUCACGUGGCUGUGAUGCACGGUUCCACAGGUCAAACAAAGUCUCGCCAGGGCCGGAUACCACAGGGCCUGGGGCUCGAUGGCGCAGGGGCGUUAGGACCCCACGUACAUUAUCGUCUGCUUGUCACACUCAGUUCUGCACACGUGGUUUGUGUAAAAAUAAAUGAAUAUGCGGCUUAGUCAUAAUCGCAGCUUAGUUGCACGAAUUAAAGGUACGGCUAAAGGCACGGCUAAAUGCACUGCUAAAGGCACGGCUAAAGGCACUGCUAAAGGCACGGCUAAAGGCACUGCUAAAGGCACGGCUAAAGGCCCAUAUGUUAGAUGUGUCCAGGGCCCCAAGGGCUUUGAUGCGUCCCUACUAAUCCGUGGACCCUAGUGCGCAGUAAGAAAUUAGCCUACAUUAAGACAAUGGCUGCACAUUAAUACAUAAUAUAAACCACAUGUAUAUCUCAAGAGGACUCUCAUAGAUUAUGCACUCUAUUUUUCUUUCUGUUGCCCUGGGGCCUUCACUAAGGGAGUACCUAAGGGCCACCUUGGCCUACCAUACACUGAUGAACAAACCAAGUCCCACCCCCCAAUCCUGACCUCUCCUCCUAUGACAUAAUACCUAAAGCGUUCCCGGGUCUCCUCGGUCCAGUGAAUCUACGGCAAUUCGGAUCGAUUGUUUUGACAAUGCCUUAUUUUAUUGGUGACUUGAGAAACAUUCGUGGCAUCAGUCCAUACCCUCAUCCAUAUGUUUGUUACAAGUUAUAACCAAUCUAUAUAUUGACAGAUACUCUUGACAGUGAGAUGGUUAUAUUGACAGAUACUCUUGACAGUGAGGUGGUUAUAUUGACAGAUACUCUUGACAGUGAGGUGGUUAUAUUGACAGAUACUCUUGACAGUGAGGUGGUUAUAUUGACACAUACUCUUGACAGUGAGGUGGUUAUAUUGACACAUACUCUUGACAGUGAGGUGGUUAUAUUGACACAUACUCUUGACAGUGAGGUGGUUAUAUUGACACAUACUCUUGACAGUGAGAUGGUUCAGGUACAGAGACAUGUUGCCCGGGGGGGGGGGGGGUUCAAGAUUUUUGGCAAACUUUUCCACGAAAAAAAAAAAAAAGACGGUUGGUCGAAAAUGACUCCCCGCCAAAUAAAGCAAUAAAGUACCACCCGGGGUGGACCGCCCCACCUGAAUGCAGUACAUAAGCCCCCGCACCAAGCCACCGUACCCCCUUCAUACGCUCCUGCCCCAGCAUAUUUUAUACUAGCUAAUGAUCCAUCAGCGAUGUGGUUCAAUUACUUUUGUUUAUUUUGUUGUUACUUUAUUGCUCUUUGCAAUAAAAUUCAAUCGGUCUCAAGUUGUUUUUCAAUUUUUAAAUUAGUAUUUUCUUAAUCACUACUUAUUAUAGAAUAGACAUUCUCCAGGAAAUCCCUAGUUUGAUAAAUAAAUACACUAUAAAGGGGACAAUCUAUGAUAAAAUCAUGUUAGGAUUUUUAAAAAUAAAUGAUCUCUCCUGCAUAUAGUCCUGCAUAUCGUGGCUGUGUUGCUUAUGGUUGAAAUGGCUAGAAAGACUUUGCCAUUGUAUGCUUGUACUUAGUUUUUGUAGUGUUGCGUUUGUUUUAAAUGUGGUAAAUUAUAGAUUUGUUUUUUGUUGACUUUGUACCGCGCUUCGAGCCUUUGGGGAUGAAGCGUGUUUUUGAAAUGAACUUUAUUAUUAUUAUUAUUAUUAUCUGUGACGUAUGUGUAGCAAGCACCUUUCAUGUUUCAUUGAGUUUUUUUCUUCUUCUUUUUUUAAUCCAGGAGAUACUUAUCAAAAAUGCGCCCUUAUCUCGUUUUACGUUAUGGUGCACCACUAUCAUCAACAAAUUAGGAAAAACCAAAAUUCAUAGUUUCAAAAAAAAAAGGAAUUUCCUACCCUGCGAAUUUAUUUUAAAUUUUUUUGGUUGCUUGUUAGAUUCAACAUACGCUUCCCUCAGGCAAUAUCGGCUCAUAAAGGCGUAUUAUUUAAAAAUAAGGAUUUUAAAAAAAAAGAAAGUUAGUUACAUUUUAACCGAAGGGGCACGACGCUCCCUAGAUUACCCUCCAAAAUCCUGGGGUGCCAAGGUCUCCAACAACACCAUUCAAAAUCCUGGGGUGCCAAGGUCUCCAACAACACCAUUCAAAAUCCUGGGGUGCCAAGGUCUCCAACAACACCCUUCAAAAUCCUGGGGUGCCAAGGUCUCCAACAACACCCUUCAAAAUCCUGGGGUGUCAAGGUCUCCAACAACACCCUCCAAAAUCCUGGGGUGCCAAGGUCUCCAACAACACCCUCCAAAAUCCUGGGGUGCCAAGGUCUCCAACAACACCCUUCACGCCUUUCAAACCGGCUUGGGGUAUAAUUGUGGAUCGUAUUCAGAAAUUUGAUCGAAAGAAAUUUCGUCGACGGUAAAUUGAUCGAACGGAACAAUCGAACGAAUCUUUUUUUUUCUUCAGUUUUUACGUUAAAAUUUUGCUUCAAAUUUUUUAUUGAACGCACUGAUUUGUUUUACUAUAUGGUGUAGUGCGGUCAACAAGAAAUUUGACGAAAAUGUUAACGUAAAAACUGAAGAAAAAAAUUCUACCAAAUUUCCAUUCGAUCUAAUUUCUGUCGAUCAAUUUACCAUCAACGAAAUUUCUUUAGAUCAAAUUUCCGGUAAUCAAUGUGGAUAGAAACUUGAAAGAAAAAGGGAAAAUGUAAGGAAUACCAACUAUAUAAGCGAUAGAUGGCCAACUAUGUGACAGAUUGCCAACUGUGUCACAGACCGCCAACUGUGUGACAGACCGCCAACUUUGUGACAGAUCGCCAACUGUGUGACAGAUCAUCAACUGUGUGACAGAUCGCCAACUGUGGGACAGACCGCCAACUGUGUGACAGACCGCCAACUGUGUGACAGACCGCCAACUGUGUGACAGACCGCCAACUGUGUGAUAGAUCGCCAACUGUACGUCACCACGAUUCCUCCUUGGUAGAAAGAAGAGGAGGAGGGGGGUUGCAGAAAAACAACACGCCCUCCAUUAGCCAGUGUUUCCGUAGGCGCCAGGGAUGCUCCCCAAGAUACAACACUGGUCCUAAGUGGUACCACAUGCAGCUUUUUGCAUUCCAUGCACAAUUGAUCCUGUUUGGCUGUCUCCAUAACACCCCCCCCACCCCAUCCCCUUCUUCUUCACCGUUAAUGCCAAUUGUUGCACCUUGAUGUCUGUGCAUUGCUUGGGGAUAUUGUUUGAAACUCGUGUUGUUGUCUUCCCGUCUGUUCACUGCGCAGAUUCACCUGAACACCACAGUGCCGCAGAACAUCUUCCCUCCGACGCUGUCAUCGACUCACACGCCACGGUCCAGAGGUCGUCACAAGUUUGGUCGGGUGGUCGAGUGGAUUGAGCGCCUCACCAUGCCGUCUUGCUGUGGGGUUCGAGUCAUGCUGGUCAUCUUGCAGGUGUGUAUACUAUGUAAAUUAAAAAUGAUCAGCUCUAUCACAUGAGGUCAAUGGGAGGCUUGAGGUCAGGUAUAUAAUUUACAGGUACUACUUGGACCAGGGGGGGGGGGUCAGCCAACUGCGACCCGCGACUUUUUCUGUGUGCGCCCGAGGACUCGGUAUCGAUUUUUGUAAUGCCAGAAGAAUGCAUGCCUGUUAACAUUGAUGAGUAUGCAUGGUACAAUAUAAAAUGAGUAAAACAGAGUAGGGUUAAACCUGAAAAAAAAAGGAACGCAACAAAACAACGAACGUGUCGGCAGAAAGCCUUCGUCAGCGAACAAAACAGGAAAAAAAACGGUAUAAAAAUAAAAAUAAGAAAUAUCACUUAGCUUAGAAGUAUAGUAUCCGUGGGCACCUAAGUGCUAUUUCUUACUCAUUUUAUAUUGUGCUAACCUGAUUGCAGUCUCUCCCCUUAUUACCCACGGCACAACACAAGGGUAGGGCACUGUGAAAGAGGUAGAACACCCAUUCCUCAGAACAGUGUUGAUUGAGAAUGGCUUGUGAAUUAUUAUUUUUUCUGUAUAUUUGAUACACACAAGCCGCAUUGUAUCUUAGCUUGCAAGGCGGAAUCAAAGCUUGUCUUAGAUAACUGCAUCGAUGUGAAGGCGCAAAGCUUGUCUUAGAUAACUGCAUCGAAGUGAAGGCGCAAAGCUUGUCUUAGAUAACUGCAUCGAUGUGAAGGCAUUGAGCAAACUGCAACCUGUUAUUAUCCGAUGAGCUCUGAGGGCAGAUUUUAUGAUCGGGACUUCUAACUUUGAAUAUCUAACUUUGAAUAUCUAACUUUGAAUAUCUAACUUUGAAUAUCUAACUUUGAAUAUCUAACUUUGAAUAUCUAACUUUGAAUAUCUAACUUUGAAUAUCUAACUUUGAAUAUCUAACUUUGAAUAUCUAACUUUGAAUAUCUAACUUUGAAUAUCUAACUUUGAAUAUCUAACUUUGAAUAUCUAACUUUGAAUAUCUAACUUUGAAUAUCAAACUUUGAAUAUCUAACUUUGAAUAUCUAACUUUGAAUAUCUAACUUUGAAUAUCUAACUUUGAAUAUCUAACUUUGAAAAUCUAACUUUGAAUAUCUAACUUUGAAUAUCUAACGUUGAAUAUCUAACUUUGAACAUCUACCUUUGAGCUCACUUCUGGUACCCGGGUGCGAAUAGCGACUUCGUUACUAUAUAAAUAGAGUAAAACAAAAUAGUGUGUUCAAAAAGAAAUUUAUCGAAAAUUCGAUCGUGUGAACUGUAAAAAAAAAUCCGAUCAAAUUUCCGUUCGACCAAGCUCCCGUCGAUCAAUUUUCCGUCGACGAAAUUUCUUUCAAGCGAUUUUCCGGAUACGAAACAUAAUAUUUAAGUGAUGGUGGUAUAUAAAAGAAGAAGAAUCGAUUAUUAGAAUAGAGUUCUAUUUGAAGAUAUAUCUAGGCGAUAUUUAUUAACACACAUAUUAUUAAACUAUUUUUAUCACAAAUAAUAGUUCUCUAGGUGUGUAUGCAUGUAUGGCUGUAGCGUCAUGUUCAACUGACGCGCAAAAUAUCCUUUCCAGAAGUUACCACUAAUUGUAACUUAGUGCGUUACUUGAAGGCCUGUCUUGUCAAGUCGUAAACUUUUGUAGCUGGGAGGUUCAUGUAUGGCUGCUGCCAUUGCUUGGGUGGAACAUUUCCCGUGUCAAAUGUUAAUUUAUCAUUGCUGGGAAUGAACCGUUGUUGUUCAUGUGCAUUCUCCUAGAAGCGCCUCCCCCCUCCCCCCAACCACCAACUAAUUUAUUGAUUUAUUGUGCCUCCCUUAAAGAAAAGUAUCAAUUCAAGGGGCCAUAUUUACUUAAUUAAUGGUUUAUUACAAGUCAGUGUCGUCAUAUGACUUUGGAGCGCCCCCCUCCCCCCACUCCUAAAACUUUUCGGUGUUUUACUCCCCGCACGAACCGUUCCACCCCCCCCAUCACAACUUUAAUCCUCUAAAAUAUCUGAGGCCCCAUGCAGCCGCUGGGGUUGCAAGGCCCAUCUCGCGGCUCUGAAGCAAGUAUCACACAACAAUAUCUCAAAACAAGCUACACAUUUGAACAUAACACUAUUGCAGGCUUAGAAAAAUUGCAAAAGGUUAAAAACUCAGCCGCGGGUCAAAUUCUAAAGGUAGUGGUGUGAUCACUUCACACCACUACUUCAUUCACUUCAUUGGCUCCCUAUACAAGCACGGACUGACUACAAACUCUCUGUUCCUUGCCACAACUUUUUCUCGAAUUCCUCCCCUACCUAUCUAACUUAACUUCUCUCUGUCUAUUCACCCCUUCGACAGCUUCGCUCCUCCGCAGACGCGCGUGUUCUUUCUGUCCCCAAGACUCGCACAAAAACAUACGGUGAACGAUCGUUCUCUUUCUGUGCCCACAAACAAUGGAAUUCUCUUCCACUACACAUUCGCAAUGUACCGACCAUCACAGCCUUCAAAACUGCACUCAAAACACAUCUCUUUAAACUCUACUUUCCUGACUGAUUCCCCCCCCCCCCUUUUUCUCUGAUCGCUAAACGAUGUUGACAUGUAACUAGUUCUUGAAUGUGCGGAGUGAAUAUACAUUUGUUUUGUUUUAUUUAAUUAAUAUAUGUUAAUUUUUAAGUUCCUGAUUAUGCUUGUUAAAGUGUAUGUAAAGCAUGGUGAGCCCAGCCCUUGUUAAAGUGUAUGUACAGCAUGGUGAGCCCAGCCCUUGUUAAAGUGUAUGUACAGCAUGGUGAGCCCAGCCCUAGGCUGGGGUCAUCGCGCUUUAUAAAACCACCACUAAUAAUAAUAAUAAUAUUAAGACCUUGCGAUGACACAAUCUCACCCACUUCUCUCCAUCAGAUCUUCCUCGGCUGUGCCAUCACAGGUGUGUCCACGUACGUGCACCUCUACGUUCCCGCCAUCAGGCUGAGGGAGAAACCUUUCUGGGCCGGAGUUCCAGUAAGAUACAAACUGUAAACCUUGCUACACUUAACCCAGAUCUGCCUGUUGGUUUGUGUAACAAUGCAUGGGGGUGUAUGGGCGCCCUUAAUAUGGGGGUGCUAUAACGACCUGGGUGCCGUGAACAUGUGGGUGCUAUAACGACCUGGGGGCUGUGAACAUGUGGGUGCUAUAACGACCUGGGUGCUGUGAACAUAAUAUGGGGGCUAGAAAUACGUGGGGGCUGUGAACAUAUGGGUUAUGUGAAAAUAUGAUUGAUGUGAACAAAUUGGCUAUGUGAACAUAUGGGUGAUGUGAACAUUGGGUUAUGUGAACAUUUGGGUUAUGUGAAAAUAUGAUUGAUGUGAACAUAUGGGGAUGUCAACAUAUAGGUUAUGCGAAUAUAUGGGUGACGUGAAUAUAUGGGUUAUGUGAACAUAUGUGUUAUGUAAACAUAUGAGUUAAGGGAACAUAUGGAUUAUGUGAACAUAUGGGCUGUGUGAACAUAUAAGUUAUUUGAACAUAUGAGUUAUGUGAACAUAUGGGAUAUUUUAACUUAUGGGAUAUGUAAACAUAUGGGAUAUCUUAACAUAUGAGGGUAUGUGAGCGUAUGGGUUAUGUGAACAUAUGAUUGAUGUGCACAUAUGAGUGAUGGGAACAUACGGGUAUGUAAAAAUAUGAGUUAUGGGAACAUGUCGGGUAUGUGAACAUAUGAGUUAUGUGAACAUAUGAGUUAAGUGAACAUAUGUGUUAUGUUAACAUAUAAGUUAUGUGAAUAUAUGGGUGAUGUAAAUAUAUGGGUGAUGUGAAUACAUGGGGUAUGUGAGCAUAUGAUUUAUGUGAACAGUAGCGUAGAAAAAGUGGCGGGGAAUGUUGGCUAUACCCAGGUUGGCACAAUAUGUCUUGACAAUAAGGGGGCAGAAAAAAGUGGUGAGGGGGCGGACGCUAAAAUCUUGGCCCCACGCCCGUGGCACUAACCACCACAUCCAUGCAUACAAGUGCUUUUGGGAUAAGAGGGAUAUGAACAUAUGAGUGAUAUGAAAAAAAAAUGUGUUUUAUGUCUUAAUGCGUUGUGUGAAUUUUUGUAGAUAUGAAUAUCUAGAAUAUCUAUAUCUAUAUAUAUAGCAGUGGGUGCUGUGUGGCUGAUGUUUAUAUAGAGCGCUGGGUGCUGUAACAAAAAAGAGAGAGAUGGUUUAAGUUAAUAUUGAGAAUGAAAUAGGCGCAAUAAUUAACGUAGAGAAUGCGUCUGUUAUGAAUAUGAAAAAAGAUGUUGCCAAAAUACACACCGGUGGCAUAAACCAUCCAGAUUUGGGAUACUCCUUCCAGAUGUGGGAUAAUCCUUCCAGGUGUGGCGUAAUCCAUUCAGAUGUGGCGUAAUCCUUCCAGAUGUGGCGUAAUCCUUCCACAUGUGGCCUAAUCCCUCCAGAUGGGGCAUAAUCUUUUCAGAUGUGGGAUAAUCCUUCCAGAUGUGGGAUAAUAUUUCCUAGAUAUGGGACUAUCCUUCCGGAUGUGGGAUAGCUAAGAAAGUAGUUUUAACAUUUAAAAUAAAUUAUUCAAAACGUCAAAAUACGCGCUGCCAGAGGAACCUUGUGUGAUGGCCUUAUCCAAGUGCAGACAGAUGGCCCCCCUGUGUCAUUACGUACUUACUGAUUCAUCAGCGCCUCUUGUUGUCUACAAACAUUUAUGCACUCUUGUACUUGGGGCUCGCCGUUUAGUGCUCGUCAGUCUAAAAAAAUUGCCCCAGAACAGGUGUGGCUACAUUAGUCAUGUAAGUGAUCAGCACGUGGCUCAGCAUCACCCACCGCAGCCACCACACCUGCUUCGCAUGUUUUUGGUAUUGACUCAAAUCUCGAUAAUUUUGUGUCCCCCAUCUAAAGUCUGAUCAAAGGAACUCUUUCAUUUUAACGAAAUCCAUCUAUGUAGAUCAGGCCGGCACAACAUACGGCCAUUAGGGCACCAGCUUUGCGGCCCACGAAGUAACGAACUAUUAUUUAUUAUUAUCAUUUUCUUUAUGGCGUUUCCCCCCCCCCCCCCCCCCCCCCAUGUCCUAUUUUCUUUCGACCCGCGCUCGUCUGUCUUAAAGUAUUACGGCCCGGCUUACAUUUUGAGUUGUGCAGGCCUGAUGUAGAUAGACUAUUACUAUUAAUCAUCGUAACAAGAACGCAGUCCUUCAUUUAUUAUCCUUUGUUUAUUUCUAAUAAAACUCGAUUCCUCCUGAGCCGCGGCUCUCAACCUGUGAGUAGCAACCCCUUUGAGGGUCCAACGACCCUUACACAAGGGUCGCCUGAGACCAUAGGAAAACAAAUAUUUAUCAAGUAGCAACGAAAAUACUUUUAUGGUUGGGGGAUCAUCACAAAAUCUGGAACUAUCUUAAAGGGUCGCGGCAUUAGGAAGGCUGAGAACCACAGCGGUAGAAUAAGUUCUUCGCGAGGAAGUGGCAUACGUGAACUUUAUUUCAAUAUAUCAAUUAAAUUGUCAAGUACGAGAAGGAACUUGAUUUUGUUCCCUCCUUCCCUAUUCAAUAAGUACCUCUUUCCCUACCCAACAAGCACCUCUUUCACAGACUGUUCCACCCCCACCCCACUUCACUCACAAAUUUUUUGGGGCUCCUAAUUUAUGAUAUUUUAUAAUCACCCUCUGGCGCCACCGAAUGUUAUCUCUCGCCCCCAUCACACCCGUCAUCUCAAAUACCUGUACGACCACCCCCAUCCCCUUCGUCUGUUCUCCGUCCUGGGAUGGCUCUACCUGCACAGACUCACGUGUGGUGCAUAUGUCUCCCGGUAACUGGGAGAUGUAUGACUCCAUGUAUGAGUACCAAUACCUGCAUCGUAUCCCCCCUUCUCAUCACCACAAACCACAUUCCUAUUACCACAGACCGUAUUUUCAUCACCGCAACCCCUUCUCGUCACCACCAACCCACACUUUCAUCACCACUACCCUUUUUCCCCUUUACCACCCAAAACCCCCCUUCCGAUCACCACAAACAUACUUCCCAUCAAAUCAACCCCCCCCCUCCUCUCAUUACCACAAAACCCUUAUCGUCAAAGCACAACCCCCACAUCUCAUCACUACAACCCCCACAUCUCAUCACUACAACCCCCACAUCUCAUCACUACAACCUAACCCCCACAUCUCAUCACUACCACCCCCACAUCUCAUCACUACAACCCCCACAUCUCAUCACUACAACCCCCACAUCUCAUCACUACAACCCCCACUUUCUAAUUCUCCACAAAAAUCCAAACUUCAAAUGAUAUCCAUGCUCUGUCUCUUCAUGGCAUCCCACCCACCCACCCCCUUUUUUUUCUCUUCAAAUCCUUCCACUUCAAACUUAACACAAACGACGUAGAAGAACACCAUACGAUUAUUUCUCCUCAAUUAUUUCUCCUCAAUUAUUUCUCCUCAAUUAUUUCUCCUCAAUUAUUUCUCCUCCCCAUUUUUGCUCUAAAACAAAAUAAAAUAAAAAAUUUAAAAAAAACGAUUAAAAACAGAGGAAGACAUAAAAUAAUCAUAUGAGACAAGUUAUUCGAAAAACAACAUGACUUGAGAUAACCAGACUUAUCUUUUUUUUUGUAAAUACCUUGUCCGGGUGUUAAGUCUUUUUCUAAACGGAAAGUAUGGCUCUGUUGUUGGGGUGAGUUUUUGGUGUUGUUUUGUUUUGUUGUAUUUUUGUAUACAUUUAAAUUGCUAUCAUCACCACUGGAAUAAUUAGGGGGUGGGGAAGAAAAGCUACACGAGCAGACUCAUUAUCAGGGCGUUUCUUGAAAUGAUUUGACGUCUUCGCAAAACUUGAUUUGAAAACAAGAAACUCCAUUAUGAUUCUCACGACAGAAGGACGAAGAUUCUGGGCCGAAUUUAGCUCCAUAACUUAUAAAUAAAUUAGAUUGGCACCUAGAGGUUUAAUGGAGAAAACAAAUAAUUUAAAAAAAAGUAAAUUAUUUUCUCUAAUAUUGUGAGGCAGUGCACUACAGUGUUGUGCCAGUAUGGUGCACUAGUGCACUACAAGUUGUACUAGUGUGGUGCACUUGUGCACCUUGGCGCCGACGAUUAAUUCAUGUUCCCGGGGUUCCUCCCCUCCCCGAAAAUAAAAGUUUGUUUACCCUGGGUGAUAUGGAAAUCGCCACCACCUAUUAUUUUGAGGGGCAUCAACUGAAGAUUUGGGAGCCGCUGUCCUCAACCCCCGUUAUCGUUCAUAUUUAUAUCUGCUGUUUAAAUUUGUCUGCCUCAUUCUUAUCUGGUCUGCACUGACAAUGGGGUGAAUGCUUAUUAAACUCUUAAUUUUGUGCUCACCAGACGCGACACGUGCUGUUACGGCCACUGAAUCUACCAGUUAUAAGCUCCAGAUACUCCACUGAAUCUACCAGUUAUAAGCUCCAGCUACUCCAAUGAAUCUACCAGUUAUAAGCUCCAGAUACUCCACUGAAUCUACCCGUUAUAACUUCCAGAUACUCCACUGAAUCUACCCGUUAUAAGCUCCAGCUACUCCACUGAAUCUACCAGUUAUAAGCUCCAGCGACUCCAAUGAAUCUACCCAACGACAGCAUUGAUCGUAUUCGCAGACACCAAAAGGAGUAUUCGACUCCACGGAACAAUUCUUUGGUUAACGGAGUGAGACUGCUAAAAAACGCUAUUUUUUUCCUUUCCGCCGAUGCUGUUCAGCAACUUUUUGUAUUCGUAUUUAAAAGACCCACAUCUCCCGUGACCCCCAUGUUACAAAGACCCACUUCUCCCGUGACCCCCAUGUUGCAAAGACCCACUUCUCCCGUGACCCCCAUGUUGCAAAGACCAACUUCUCCCGUGACCCCCAUGUUGCAAAGACCCACUUCUCCCGUGACCCCCGUGUUGCAAAGACCCACUUCUCCCGUGACCCCCAUGAUGCAAAGACCCACUUCUCCCGUGACCCCCAUGUUGCAUAACCAGGGCUUGUUAGAGAAUUAUACCGUUGGCCUGUGGACUCCUAUUGAAGUGACACGACGUGAUUUCUUAAACAUUAAAUUUUGUAAAAUGUUUGUUUAUGGCUGAGGUGGUUGGCUUGGUGGGUUGGUUCGGCGGGGGGAAUGGGUUGAAUAAAAGGGGGGGGGGGAGACAGUAGAGAGAGCUUCUACGCCUCAGUGAAAGUAAAAAAAUAAAGGACUCUGAUUGGUGCACUUGAAAACUGGUCGCGCCAAGUUUACCUUGCUUGAAUUUGAACCUGGGGGGGUUGGGGGGGGGUGGGGGGGGGGGAGACAGUAGAGAGAGCUUCUACGCCUCAGUGAAAGUAAAAAAAUAAAGGACUCUGAUUGGUGCACUUGAAAACUGGUCGCGCCAUGUUUACCUUGCUUGAAUUUGAACCGACACAAGAGUACGGUGAAUAUUUUUUUUUUAUUAUUGUCUUCUCCACUCAAUAGCUCAAGGGUACCAUCCUCUUGAAUAAAUAUUUGUACAACAUCAAUGAAGCCAAUUAAAUAUCUCAACAUCCGCUCUCUUAAGAUAUAUAUUUUUUUUAAAUUAGAACGAGCUGAUGCCCCUCCACUCCCACCCCCUCUCCUCUCUCUGUUUCACUCGCCUGAAAGUGUCUGGUCUCAAACCUCAGCCCCGGAACGUUUUAUCUUAGAUAACUAGAUAGGAAGAAAGUAUCACUAGUAUCAUAAGAAGGUAUCACUAGUAUCAUUUACAUACAGAUACUGAUACAUUGAUAGCGGUCUUGGGUGUUUUUUUGUGUGUAAAAAUUCGAAAAAUCUUAUCUUUUUUUUAAAAAUGUUUUCUUCAGUUUAUGGCUUUAAUCGGAUGCGUGUAUCUCGAAAAACUCGAGGUUGCAGAACCGUUGCAGAGACACAGGGCGAUGAGCAUUGCUAAAACAUUUAGGUCAGGGGUUAACAAACUUUUUUUUUGAGUGAAGAGACAUUUUUAUGGAUUAAAUGUGUAAAGAAAAUAUAUGGUUAGCUCCCAUGUUAUUUAAGAUGAGUCAUGUGAAGAAAAAAUAUAAGACUGUGUCUACGCCUUCAAAGAGCCGGGUGAGGUCAGUGCCCGACCACUUCAAAGAGCCGGGUGAGGUCAGUGGCCGACCACUUCAAAGAGCGGGUGAAGUGAGUGGACGCUAACUGAUGGAAGCAUCUUGGAGUUGUUCUUAUAUCACGAGCGUCCUAAAUCAUUUUUUUAAAACGACGCUCGUCAAAUAAGGGGAGACCAGCAACCCAUAAACAAUUACAAAAAAAAAAAACGUUUUAUAGAGUUGUCUCCCUUCAGACAACUCCUCCUCUCCUCCCCCCCUUUACGCACACGCCUGGAACACUGGGAACACUUGGAACAUUAUGACGUUGUCCGGUCAAAUGUUCCAUCAGAGCUGCAUUAGAUAUUUUAAUUACUUGGAUUGAUCGAUCAGUGGCGUCACUAGGGUUGGGGUCCCUCGGGGCGUGUUGUAAAAUCAUGAUGUCACCCCCCCCCACCCCUUCCUUCCACUCACCCCGAUGGCCUUCUUCCAAGUCAUAUAAAAUUCACUGAGUUGCUUAGAACUGCAGAGACAUUGAUAUUGCAACGCUUUCAUGGACUCCUUCGUCUGGUGACACCCAAUUCUCAUGGACUCCUUCGUCUGGUGACACCCAAUUCUCAUGGACUCCUUCGUCUGGUGACACCCAAUUCUCAUGGAACCAUGGUCUGCUAGCGCCUAUUUCUGAUGGAUCCUUGGUCUGUUAGCAUCUAUUUCUGAUGGAUCCUUGGUCUGUUAGCAUCUAUUUCUGAUGGAUCCUUGGUCUGUUAGCGCCUAUUUCUGAUGGAUCCUUGGUCUGUUAGCGCCUAUUUCUGAUGGAUCCUUGGUCUGUUAGCGCCUAUUUCUGAUGGAUCCUUGGUCUGUUAGCAUCUAUUUCUGAUGGAUCCUUGGUCUGUUAGCGCCUAUUGUGCCGAGUGCUUAGAUGACAUAGACUGAGAUGCACCUGGUGCCGUGCCGAGUGCAUAGAUGACAUAGAUUGAGAUGCACCUGGUGCCGUGCCGAGUGCAUAGAUGACAUAGACUGAGAUGCACCUGGUGCCGUGCCGAGUGCAUAGACGGGAAAACGAUUCGGAAAAAAAAAAUCCCUUUGAAGCCGUUGUUAAUUAAUUUAAGAUGAGUUCCAAUGAGCAAUAACACUAGCCAAAAAGAUAGCACCCUAAUCUUUAGGGCCAAAAGCACCUGGGCUACCUGUACUAUUUUUAGUUUAGACACUCGGUAAAGUUUACGCCCGUUUAUUACAUCGUUUCCUACGUUAGAUAAGCCGAUGUCUUCAACGUGAUAGAACUGAUAUAUGUAUAUCUUAUUAUUUUUUUAAAAGUAUUCUUUUCUCCUUGCAGCUCCUGUUCGCUGGCCUCAGUGGCGUGUUCUUCUGUAUUAAAGACAAGAAGACAGAGGAAAUCUCUAUGACUUUGUUGGUCAUCAAGGUACAACAUAUAUAUAGGAGCCAAAAUGAUCAAUAAAUUGAUCGUGGGCCCUUAAGAUAUAGAAGAAGAAUGUAUAUAUAUAUAUUCCUUUUUAAGAGACUUUUUUAUGAAGACUAAUUUUUAGGGUGACAAUUGUACUCUGUUAAUUAUCGACGAAAGAAGAGUAUUAUUUUUUUUCCUACAACGUACGCCUAGAAAAUCCUGGUAUAGUGACUUAGCUCUUUAGGCGGGAAUAUCACUUAGCAGUAGAAUCUAAACGACUGAAUGUCGACCGUUGAUCAGAGGCUAAAUGCCGAAAUGUACAAGUGCCAAUCUCUCCUCUCCCCCCCCCCCCCCCCCCCCCCCCCCCCCCCCCCCCCCCCCCCCCCCNUAUGGUAAACAGUUACGACCAAUGGUUAUGGUAAACAGUUACGACCAAUGGUUAUGGUAAACAGUUACGACCAAUGGUUAUGGUAAACAGUUACGACCAAUGGUUAUGGUAAACAGUUACGACCAAUGGUUAUGGUUAACAGUUACGACCAAUGGUUAUGGUAAACAGUUACGACCAAUGGUUAUGGUAAACAGUUACGACCAAUGGUUAUGGUAAACAGUUACGACCAAUGGUUAGGGUAAACAGUUACGACCAAUGGUUAUGGUAAACAGUUACGACCAAUGGUUAUGGUAAACAGUUACGACCAAUGGUUAUGGUAAACAGUUACGACCAAUGGUUAUGGUAAACAGUUACGACCAAUGGUUAGGGUAAACAGUUACGACCAAUGGUUAGGGUAGGUGAAAAGGUAGGGUUCUUGAUAUUUUUUAUCAACUUUUCUUAUCUUAUUUGCCCACGAAGACCCAGCAAGACCGGAGCUGUAACUCUGUGUCGUCAACUCAGCUGCAAUCUUACAGGUCAGCACGAGACAGACUGAAUCGACCGAGCGAGAGGGUCACGUGUGGCAACAGCAAAGUAUGCUGCAAAGUUACCAGCUUAUAAACCCCAUAGAAUUGCGAGUAGAAAGAAAAUAUAUUUUUUUAACUUUUAAAACGAACAACAAACAACAAAAAUUGAAUUUCAGAAAACGUGUUAUGUUUACAUUUGUUUUUCUUAUACUGUUUGCGUCAUCCAGACAGCCUGCAGUGUUGUAGCUGCCAUCUCCAUCUUCCUUUGUGUAACAGCGGCUGUUUUCUGUGGCAUCCAUGUUGGACAGCUUUUCACCUACGCCUACUGUGAACACCUGGACAAUGGAUGCCUAUGUUUUCACUCACUCGACCAGUUAACCAAGUAAGCAUUGCCUGUUGGGGUGUCCCGAGUUUGCGAAAGGAUAAUGAACCCACUGUGUUUUGUGUGCGUCUGCGUGUGUGUGAGUGUGUGUGUGUAUGUAUGUGUGGCACCGCCCUUGAAAUAACCAAGGCGCAUACAUCUGGGCUGAUAAUGUCCCCUGACAACUGUACUCCUGCUCUUGGCGAUGCUGUUUUGUACAAGGGUGUACACAACUUUACUGCUGCUGGGAUGAAAAUUUAAUGUAUAUACAUUUUUUAAAACCAGUUUUUAACUUAGAAUAAAUCUCUAAACCCUACCUGUUAAAUCUUAGUUACUCCUCACGCUACCAUACUGCGUUGAACACAGAGGGAAGGGGUGUGUGGUGGAGUAACAGGUCUGACCAUUUUCUUUCGUCUGCUUUUCAUUGAGUGUUGCUUGGGGUUAAAAUAUAAUAAUGAUUCAAAAUUACCCGCCAAACCCUUUUAAAAAAAUCGAUCAAUUUGGGAUGGCCCCUGUUGCACUGAAAAUUGAAAAAAAAAAUUAUUAAAAACUACAAAAAAAUCUCGAAUGAAACAUGUCUGUUAAAUAGGUUACGAUGUCCGAUCAAAUAUGUCCGAGAAUUACAUUUAAUUUGUAUUACUUGAAUAGCUUGAUAAAAAGCGUCACUAGGGUUGGGGUCACUUGGAGCGUGAAAUUCAUGGUGCCCCCCCUACCCCCACGGGGUCACCCCCAUGGAAUUAUUCCUAUUCAUCAUGCAAAAUAUGAUAAUUAAUUUGCAUCUAUUUAUAUUUUUUUUAAGCGAGACUUUUAAAUACAGGCUUAAAAAAAAGUCUCUUUCUCUCGGCUUACAUAAUGCAGUUAGCCUAUGAUUACACAGUUUAGCCUAUGAUUACACAGUUUAGCCUAUGAUUACACAGUUUAGCCUAUGAUUACACAGUUUAGCCUAUGAUUACACAGUUUAGCCUAUGAUUACACAGUUUAGCCUAUGAUUACACAGUUUAGCCUAUGAUUACACAGUUUAGCCUAUGAUUACACAGUUUAGCCUAUGAUUACACAGUUUAGCCUAUGAUUACACAGUUUAGCCUAUGAUUACACAGUUUAGCCUAUGAUUACACAGUUUAGCCUAUGAUUACACAGUUUAGCCUAUGAUUACACAGUUUAGCCUAUGAUUACACAGUUUAGCCUAUGAUUACACAGUUGGUCUGUUUGGAUCCCCCAAGCUAAAUUUUUGUUCACCCUAGCUUUGAGGAUCAUCAAUAUGUUAAAUGAAUGGUGAACUUGGAGUGGGCGUGUCUGAAAAAUGGAUGUGGGCUACUACAGUGGUGGGGGAAAUGAACAACAUAAAUUUAAAAAUGUAUAAAACAAUCUCGGUCUAACCUAGGUGAAACACGGAUUACCUAACCUAGGACCUAAGAAAGGACUACUCCAGCUGGGUCAAAUUUAUUUACCAUCAAUUAUUUUUUGUAAUUGUAACAACAAUUUUUUUUUUUUUCUUUAAUUUCAACCUGUGUUCCAGAACGUAUCUCUACACUCCAGUGCACGAUUGCUUCUUCGUUUACUGCUACAUCAAAAUUUUCAUCAUUACUGCUGGAUCCUUGUGUGUCCUGGGUAGUUUGGUGGCCUGCACUUUUGUUGUCACUAUAUGGAGGUCAAGGUACGGUCAGAUCGACACGGCAUUAGAAUAAAGAUUAAAGACUCGAUGGACACAUCAUUAGAUUAAAGAUUAAAGACUCGAUGGACACAUCAUUAGAUUAAAGAUUAAAGACUCGAUGGGCACAUCAUUAGAUUAAAGAUUAAAGACUCGAUGGACACAUCAUUAGAUUAAGUCUAAUAUUCUAAACAAAUAUAAUUGGCAUGAUAACAUUUUACAGUGUAAAGAUGAAGUCAAUCGUAACUUUGUUCACUCGGCUAAGGAGCACAGUGAAAACCCAUGAUAAUAAAUGGUCAGGUGGCCCUUAUCAAAUGUCCAGGUGGUCCUUACCAAAUGUCCAGGUGGUCCUUACCAAAUGUCCAGGCGGUCCUUACCAAAUGGCCAGGUAUCAGAGCUUUUGAAAUUAAAAAAGAGGUCAUCUUGGGCUUUCCUUAACUCUGCCACAACCAUUGGUAAUCCUGCUACAGUACGUAUUAACUGCAACAUGUGUUCUUAUGUGGAUAUUGUAUGGGCAGUUUUGAAUGUAGUUGAGAUAGAUGGAGAGGAAGAGAGUGAGAGAGAGAGAGAGAGACAGACAGACAGAGAGAGAGAGAGGAUGAUAGAGAGAGUGAUGGGUAAUAUAUAAAUUGACAUAAAGUCUUAAUAAAAUUAUUUUUUUUUACAGAUUUUGUACAGAUAUUUUAUAUUUUUGAACUAUUAAUUUGUUUGUGUGUGUGUAAUUGUAUUUGUUGACAUGGCUAUUGGUUGUUUGUGUGUGUGUAAUUGUAUUUGUUGACAUGGCUAUUGGUAAACAAAUUCGAAGGAGUUGAAAGUUUGAAACCUUCUGAGAUUCAAGAACUGAAUCCUAUGUUAUGUUAAGCACCAGUGGCAUAAGUCCAUCCUCACUCAAUGUUGUCAUUUAAAAAAAUAUUUAA
Messenger RNA from Lymnaea stagnalis (great pond snail), 18127 nucleotides. Lineage: Eukaryota; Metazoa; Mollusca; Gastropoda; Lymnaeidae. The record is from the annotation of a GenBank genome assembly.